Molecule: messenger RNA, 1864 nt
Organism: Olea europaea var. sylvestris
Lineage: Eukaryota; Viridiplantae; Streptophyta; Magnoliopsida; Lamiales; Oleaceae
Product: AUGMIN subunit 2-like
Exons: 4
Coding region: 1169-1747 (192 amino acids)
Biological process (GO): microtubule organizing center organization; microtubule nucleation; spindle assembly
Cellular component (GO): mitotic spindle microtubule
Source: RefSeq, a predicted model, not a curated record
UACGAGGUUUAUUUUUUAUUUUUUUGGUUUAGGAAGAUAUCCAAAAUUUAGCUGCCGGAACUGGUGAAAAAGGGGGCGACUUGGUAAGAAAUUUAAGAGAAUUAACAUCUGUACAGAGAAAAAUUGCAGAUUUGCAAGUGGAACUUCAGGGCCGGAAGGUGAUGUAUCGACAUUUCCACCCAUCCUUCAAAGCAAUUAGGAAAUUUCUGUUUGAUCUUUAAAUUGGAAAGCAAAUGGAGGUUUUUUACCCGCUUGCGCUCUUACCGGUUGCUGAACGGUGUAUGACUGCUGGAAGGAAUGUCUAAUUUGAGAAGAUUUAUAGUAAUUUCUAGGUUUGUAAUGCAAUUGCACUGGUUGCACUGGCUUCGCUGCAUAAACUAAAUGCUGUCAACCAAGCCAAAUAUGUUUGAUGUAUAGGAGCAUAGCUCUAUUUUAAAUCAAUAUGAGCUAGAUACUUUUGUCCAAACAAGUUAGUAUACAAUGCAGUAGCGCGCAUUCUGGAUCCAGGCAGAGGGACACUCGUAAGAACAAUAAGCAUGUAUGUUUCCUUGUACAGCCAGUUCCAAUGAUCAUUUUCCAUAUUUUCGUCAUUACUUUCUGGGAAAUUAAUAGUGCUUGCACUGUGAUACUUAAGCAGCAUGCAUAAAGAAGUGCCUUACUGCGUAUAAUGUGCAUGUGUAUGCACAGACGAGUCUUUUCCCAUUGAAAGAGCUCGCUAAGUUCGUAUGUCAUACACCAUAUAAUUUUGAUCCAUUGCUCAUUUAAUUUUUUAUACAAUUAUAUAAAUUGCACAUAAAUGAUUAACUGUAAUUAGUUCACUCCCUUAGCACCUUCCAAUAAUUGCGAUUUUCACAUUGUUUUUAUUCAGAUGUUCUACUUGGCUUGAUGACAGUAAAAAUGCAUUUUGAAUAGUUUAUUGAUGGGAAAUGUGUGGUUAAAAAAUAAGGAAAUUUUUUUAAUUUGCAUGUAAUAUUAUUUUAUUGAAGAAUAUGUAGUUGAAAUAAUAUCAAAACACUGUCUAAGAAAGCAAUUAUUUUCCAAAGAAUGGGGCUCAAACAAGGGCAUAGUAAGCUUAGUUGGCCAGAUAUCUUUCUUGGCGAAUUCAUGUUAUUGUCUGUGAAAAUUCUAGGAGGACAACAAUGUAGCUCAUCUGACGCACGUAAGUGAAAUGGAAAAGAAGAUUGAGACUUUGGCUCGGAUCACGACUAUAUUGAAAGAUGUUAUCCAGAAUAAGGAUAGGAUUAUAGCUCGCCUCCAACAACCUUAUUCAUUAGACUGCAUUCCCGUGGAAGCAAAAUAUCAGAAACAAUUUUCAGAGAUAUUAAUGAAGGCAGCAAGUGAUUAUGGUGCCUUGACAGCUUCUGUGGCUGAUUUUCAAUGGAGUCAGAACUUUAAAGAACCACCUACAGUAUGGGGGGAAAUGCUCCGUCCGAUUCCUGUUGCUUUAGCAUCAUGCACUCGAUUCUUCGAAGCCAUGACAGUAAUAAGAGAAUCAUUUGCCAAACUUCAAACUCUGAGAGUUGGCCAUUCCUUUGAAAGAGUCUCUGGAGAUUCCAACUGUGUAACUCCUCCACCUUGGAGGAAUGAAUCAAGCUUUGAUGAUUUAGCCAUUGGACGUGCGAGAAGGCAAGGAACCGAGCAGCUAGAAGGGGACGAUUUGAGUAAUGAAGUCGGGGAUUCAAAUCUGGUUAAUGGCACAAGUCUUAGGAGACUGUCCUGGCCUCCAGUGAAGAAAAAUGGACUUUAGAAACCCACUCCACCCCACGUUAAUUUACAGAGAAACGAAAAAUGGAAACCGUUUGCCGUAUUUGUGGAAUAUCUCACUAUGAUUUGCAUUUGAUAAUGGUGUUUAUAUCUGUUGUAA